Messenger RNA from Budorcas taxicolor (takin), 609 nucleotides. It is a transcript of the gene C2H2orf80, whose product is annotated as chromosome 2 C2orf80 homolog. The record is from RefSeq and is a predicted model, not a curated record. Lineage: Eukaryota; Metazoa; Chordata; Mammalia; Artiodactyla; Bovidae. The transcript is spliced from 7 exons. Bases 1 to 609 code for a protein of 202 amino acids.
AUGGAAAGAAGGCUCCUAAAGAAGGAAAUGAAAAAGCUCCUGGGAGAUUACAUUGGCAUCAGACUUCGGGAAAAUGAAUUUGACCCAAAAGGAAGAAGGCAACUCACCUUUCUAGAUGAUAUGGCACACUAUGACUUGGCCAUCAAUGUUGCUUUGCAAUGGCUGGAUCACUCAGAAGACUUAACUUGGCUGGAGUGGGAGAAAGUGAAAAUGUCAUUUCGGGGUAGACCCGUAUAUCCAAACCACAGAGAACGAGAAGCAAUGAUUUUAUCAUCUUAUGCUGGAAUCCUAAUGAACAGUAUCCCGAUUGAGGAAGUCUUUAAAAUUUAUGGGGCUGGCUCUUCUUCCAGUUCUGGUGUUGCCAAGGUUCCCCAAGCUCCACCCUUCCACCUCUCCUUGCACCCUUUUGCCAUGUUAACAGCACCCAAAGCCGCAGAAUAUGCCCGCAAACAGAGUGUCAAGCUAAGAAGGGCAGCAAUGAACAAAAAUGCCACCAGCAGUUCUACAAGGAAAGCAAAUGCCAUGGAAUGGAAAUCAUCAAAAAAUUUAUCUUUGGACACACAGCCCAAGGACAAAGUAGGUCUAAACAUGCAAAUUGAACCAAACUGA